Salvelinus namaycush (lake trout) is the source of this 1642-nucleotide messenger RNA. Its product is annotated as zinc finger protein aebp2-like. Bases 49 to 1569 code for a protein of 506 amino acids. Lineage: Eukaryota; Metazoa; Chordata; Actinopteri; Salmoniformes; Salmonidae. Gene Ontology annotation, biological process: regulation of transcription by RNA polymerase II. The record is from RefSeq and is a predicted model, not a curated record. Gene Ontology annotation, cellular component: ESC/E(Z) complex. The transcript is spliced from 9 exons.
GCCGCGCAGGACACACGUAGUGAAAAUAUCCAUUGGUGUUCAGUAAAAAUGGCUACCGCUUCUUCUGAAUUGCAAGCUCCCGCAUUGAGCGAGGAAAACAGUGAAACGCUUACAGAAAAGACCAAGGAGGAAAAGCAACCGGACACCGAUACAGAUGAACCGAGUGUUAGCAGCGUAGACGCACUGCUGAACAUGGAAGUAAGGGUAGCGGAAUGCGGGCAAGACGGAGAAGAAGGGGACGUGAAACAUGCUGCGGAGGCGGUGGUGGUGACAGCGGCGACAACAGUCGCAGCAGCAACAGGGGUCGCAGAUGAUGAUGAUGAUGAUGAUGAAGAAAAGACGGUGGGAUGCAAACUUGUUCAAACAGAUGAGAAUUGCUCGGACUCUACGAAACAGAGUAGCCUAGUGGACGGUGGUGAGACUAGCGAGACAGUUAAAGAUACGGUGAAGGAAAUAGAAAGUAAACCAGAAGAACAACGAGAGGAGAGCCAGUCGCCUGUUACAGUCAGUGACUGUGUGGUAAAAAGCAAAGUCCGUGACGAUGCUCCGGAGCCCGGGGAGGAGAAAACAAGCACCAGAGGUGGGGACCUCGAGGAGCUUGCGGUGGAAGACAAGCGGAGGGCCAGCGUAGAGAUGUCAUCCUCGGACGGAGAGCCGCUCAGCCGGAUGGAUUCAGAGGACAGUAUCAGCAGUACCCUGAUGGACAUGGAGAGCACGGUUUCCAGCGGACGUUCCACCCCUGCCAUGAUGAACGGGCAGGGCAGUGCCGCCCAGUGCCACUCCAGUACCAAGGGCCAGGCAGUGGGGAACAGCUGCUGCUGGGACCAAUGUGGCCUCUGCUUCACCUGCAGCCCAGACCUGGCUGAACACAUCAGGGGCCUGCAUGUCGACGGACAGAGAGGAGGGGUGUAUGUGUGUCUGUGGAAGGGCUGUAAGGUGUACAACACUCCGUCCACCAGUCCAAGCUGGCUCCAGAGACACAUGCUGACACACAGCGGAGACAAACCCUUCAAGUGUGUGGUGGGGGGCUGCAAUGCCAGCUUUGCAUCUCAGGGGGGGCUAGCGCGCCAUGUGCCCACCCACUUCAGUCAGCAGAGCUCCUCUAAGCUGUCCGGUCAGUCGAGACUCAAGGAAGAGUCUCCCUCUAAAGCUGGGCUUACUAAGAGGAAGAAACGAACGCAGAUGAACAAACGCAGGCGCUCGCUACUGUCUCCUCUUCCACCAGCGAGACCUCAUGAUUUCUUUGACGCCCAGACCAUGGAUGCCAUCAGACACCGGGCCAUCUGCCUCAACCUGGCUACACACAUGGAGAGCACCGGCAACGGACACAGUGUGGUGUUUCAUAGCACGGUGAUGGCCAGGAGGAAAGAGGGCUCUGGGAAGGUCAAGGUGCUGCUCCACUGGACUCCUGAGGACAUCCUGCCUGAUGUGUGGGUGAACGAGACGGAGCGUUCUCAGCUGAACACCAAAGUGGUUCACUUAUCCCAGCUACCACAGGACAGCGCCAUGCUGCUAGACCCCAACAUCUACAGAGCGUUACCACAGAAGCGGCUGAAGCGGAGUCUGUAAGGAUUCCUCUGUAGCUGUAGGGUUAGGAUUACUCUGUAGCUGUAGGGUUAGAGUUCCUCUGUAGCUGUAGGGU